AAAAUUGAGAACAUUAUCCCAGCACCUCUCCAUUUUCCAAAUUUUCACCGAUCUCAAUUCUCUCUUGCCCCAACCUUUUUCUCGGUUUCUUCUCCCCCCCUCACGGAAAGAACAAAGCGGCCACAACCCACAAGUCCACAAGGGAGCCAAGAAACCCGGGCGGUCGGCUCGUGUGGAGGGAGCAGCGAAACCGGGACGGACCAUGUCGCUGCCGGAGGCCUUGCUCGGUGGCGCCGACCUCUGGCGGCCCGCCGCCCGCGGCGGCUGGGCCACCGCCGCCGCUCUCCUCCUCCUGCUCGUCUCCCACCUCGCCGUCCUCCUCAUCCGCCGCCGCCGAGGCGGUCGAAUCGCCCACGCAGAGACCGCAACUGCGUCGCCCGCCCCCGCGUCCUCCGGCUCUGCCUCAGGGAUAGAGGGACUCGUGACGGAGGACGAUCUGACGCAGCUGGUGAGCAGCCUGGGCGUGGGCUCCCGCGAGCCGGAGAGGGAGGGGUGGGAGCACGUCAUCGCCAAGGGGAACGACGCCGUCUCCUACAGGGCCUGGUGCGACAAGACCCCGGAUGGUCCUCCUAAAUAUCUAAGUAUUACAACAUAUGAGGGAUGCUCAACAGAGCUGUUGAGGGACUUCUACAUGGAUAAUGAGUAUAGAAUGGAGUGGGAUAGCACUGUGACAAAGCAUGAGCAGCUGCAGUAUGAUGAGAACAGUGGGGUAGAGGUAGGGCGAACUAUUAAGAAGUUUCCACUUCUGACACCAAGAGAGUACAUAUUGUCAUGGCGAGUCUGGGAAACGAAUGACAAGACUUUCUAUUGUUUUAUCAAGGAAUGUGAACAUCCUCUUGCGCCACGACAGAAAAAGUUUGUUAGAGUGCGACUUCUAAGAUCAGGAUGGUGUAUUAGGAAAAUCCCUGGCAGGGAUGCAUGCCAAAUCACAGUGCUGCAUCAUGAGGAUAAUGGAAUGAAUAUAGAGAUGGCAAAGCUAGCCUUUUCCAAGGGCAUUUGGAGCUACAUCUGUAAAAUGAACAAUGCUCUACGUCGGUAUCCUCAGCACCGUAGCUCGUCUACAUCGAUUCUGACCAUGCAAAGACUUAUGAAGAAGUUUCCCCAGGACUUGGAGGCUGCCAUAGAUGCAAGUAAUGGACCUUCCCAGAAUACAGCAGCAUCUGUUGUUCCUUCUACACAGACUUCCAGAACUUCAUCAUGCAAGCUAUCAGGGAAGAAGUCUAAACGGCAAAUUAUUGCAAGCGGACUUCUGCUGGUUGGAAGCAUCGUUUGUCUAUCUCGAGGCCGAUCCAACCUCGGGGCUCAGCUUGCGAUGGCAUUCUUCUUGAACAAAGCCUUCAAGCAAGAGAAAGAAUCAGGCUCAUCCACAUCGAGGGGAAGAACAGAUGUGACCAUAUCCAGGAACUAGCAGUGGGAUUGGCUUAAGGCGGGAGAGAGCAUUAACCUUUUUUAUUUAGAAAAGUGACUACGCUUUGCUUGAAUAGAUACGAUUGUAUAGCGUUUUUCAGCAUGAAUUAUGUAAAUAAUAAGUUUUGAAGUAACUACUCAAUGUAUGCACUCUUGGUAAAAUUUUCUUAUUUUAUCGAGCCCACACAUGCUUUCCUCGAGUA
Messenger RNA from Phragmites australis (common reed), 1610 nucleotides. RefSeq lists its product as uncharacterized. The record is from RefSeq and is a predicted model, not a curated record. The transcript is spliced from 6 exons. Lineage: Eukaryota; Viridiplantae; Streptophyta; Magnoliopsida; Poales; Poaceae. Gene Ontology annotation, molecular function: lipid binding. Bases 203 to 1408 code for a protein of 401 amino acids.